Messenger RNA from Daucus carota subsp. sativus, 2623 nucleotides. Its product is annotated as protein RETICULATA-RELATED 5, chloroplastic. The record is from RefSeq and is a predicted model, not a curated record. The coding region runs from base 34 to 2346 and encodes 770 amino acids. NCBI's taxonomy places the organism in Eukaryota, Viridiplantae, Streptophyta, Magnoliopsida, Apiales, Apiaceae. The transcript has 7 exons.
UUACAUUUUCUUAUCUGAAACUGAAAGUCGAUAAUGAAACUACACACUCCCCGAGGACUCAGUUCUCUCCCACACUUGAAUUUACAAUUUUACCCUUCUCCUCAUUAUUCAUGCACACAGCCUGAAUGUAAAUUCCGGCUACACUCGGACGGUGAUUUUAAAUUCAUUUUGCCGACAAAACACCGCCGGAUCAUAAACUCCGAUGAUGUCAGCUCACUUGCGGCGAAGAAAACGAGGAAACACCGGCGGAAUUUCAUCUCCGCCGGUCAGAUUAGUGAUUCCGAUGAUGUUUCUGGUCAUAACCGCCGGAGAGAUUCAAUUGCGAGACGGAGAGACGUGAUUGUAGCGCCGUUGAUUGCGAUUGGAGCUAGUGUUUUGAAAUCGGCCGUCGCGAGAGCUGACGAGAAGUCGCCGGAGAGUAUUGCGACGGUGAAGAGUGCGGCGGAGACUCCGGCGGUGGUUUCUGUGGAGAAGAAGAAGGAGGAGGUGAUAAAUUCGAGGAUUUACGAUGCAUCAGCGAUUGGAGAGCCGAUGGCGUUGGGCAAAGAUAAGACGAAGGUUUGGGAUAAGUUAAUGAAUGCGAGAAUUGUGUAUUUAGGUGAAGCGGAGCAAGUUCCGAUACGUGAUGAUAAGGAUUUGGAGCUGGAGAUUGUGAAGACUUUGAGGAAGAAGUGUUUGGAGGCGGAGAGGUCGAUUUCAUUGGCUCUUGAGGCGUUUCCGUGUAAUUUGCAGGAGCAAUUGGAUAAGUUUGUUGUCGGAAGGAUUACAGGAGAAACCUUAAAGUCUUUUGUACCGCAUUGGCCACCUCAACGCUGGCAGGAAUAUGAGCCUCUUCUAAAUUACGCCCGUGACAAUCAAGUGGGCCUUGUUGCUUGUGGCACACCAAUUGAGGUUCUGAGGACUGUUCAAGCUGAAGGUAUUCGUGGGCUGUCAAAGGCUGACCGCAAAAAAUAUGCCCCUCCAGCAGGUUCAGGAUUUAGCUCUGGCUUUGCCUCCAUCUCACGUCGUUCGUCUAUGGAUAUAAAUUCUUUUAAUACAACUGGUACUUUUGGGCCAAGCUCAUAUCUAUCUGCACAAGCCAAAGUUAUCGAGGAUUAUACCAUGUCUCAAAAUAUAUUGCAAGCAGUUGCUGCUGGGGGAACUGCUGGUAUGCUAGUAGUGGUGACAGGCGCAAAUCAUGUUAUCUAUGGAUCAAGAGGAUCUGGGCUGCCUGCAAGAAUUUCAAAGAAGAUGCAGAAGAAUAAGCAAGUUGUUAUACUACUUGAUCCUGAGAGACAGUAUAUUCGGAGGGAGGGAGAAGUUCCUGUAGCUGAUUUUUUGUGGUAUUCUGCUGCCAGACCCUGCAGUAGAAAUUGUUUUGACCGUGCUGAAAUCGCUCGAGUGAUGAAUGCAGCUGGCAUGAGGCGAGAUGCCUUACCCCAGGAUCUUCAGAGAGGACUUGAUCUUGGGCUUGUAUCUCCAGAAGUGCUGCAGAAUUUUUUUGAUCUGGAGCAAUAUCCUAUGAUUUCUGAACUUACUCAUCGAUUUCAGGGCUUCAGAGAAAGAUUGUUGGCAGAUCCCAAGUUCUUGACUAGACUUGCCAUAGAAGAAUCUAUAUCAAUAACAACCACACUCUUAGCACAGUAUGGAAAGCGUAAAGAAAAUUUCUUUGAAGAAAUUGAUUAUGUUAUUACUGACACUACCAGGGGAAUUGUGGUUGAUUUCUUCACCGUAUGGCUUCCUGCCCCUACAUUAUCGUUCCUUUCAUAUGCGGAUGAAACUAAUGUACCUGAUAGCAUGGAAGCACUGAAGGGCCUUCUUGGAUCCAUUCCUGAUAAUGCAUUUCAAAAAAGUCUUGCUGGGCAGGAUUGGAAUUUGAGUCAUAGAGUUGCUUCUGUCAUCAUUGGUGGCUUGAAGCUUGGCGGUGUUGGUGUUAUAUCUAGCAUCGGAGCUGUGGCUGCCUCUAAUAUCUUGUAUACAGUGCGCAAGUUUCUCAAUCCGGCUCUUGCCAACAUUCAAAUGAACAAAAGAUCACCUAUCUUUAAAUCAGCAGCAGUGUAUGCAGCCUUCCUCGGAACAUCAGCUAAUCUCCGGUAUCAGGUUAUUGCCGGAAUAGUGGAACAUAGAAUUUCGGAUCAAUUUUCUGAUCAAGCAUUGCUUGUAAAUAUGCUAUCUUUUGUUACUCGAACUAUCAACUCCUACUGGGGAACCCAGCAAUGGAUUGAUCUUGCCAGGGCUACUGGAUUGCAAGCCAAAAAGAGUCAGCCAGCCUCUGAUGAAGCUGUAAAUACUGCUAACAUCGCUGCACUGGGUUGCAACACUCCCGAAGAUUCAAAUAUCGAAGAUAUCAACAGCACUGAGAUGUGAGAACUCAACCCUAUUUUCCAAAUCUGUUAUAUGCAGGAGGGCUCCAUAUGAUGAAAUAUUUAUUUAUAUGUAAGCCUUACUCUCUUUCAACUAAAUCAUACUGUAAUUCUUCAAAGUUUUAGUUAGAUACGAAAUAGGAUUAGACUAAGCUGCUGAGGAUAGAGAGUUAUGUUUUUUUUCAGAGUUGCUCUGUUACCGGCAAUGAUUACAUAGAACUCACACGCGGGAGAUUUAAACAGCUUUUUCUAUAUGUUGAAGUUAACCACUUGUUUCUGUC